AUGCCAGAUUAUACGAAAGUUUGCCUUUCGUCGCAGUUUACCUUCCUCAUCAGCGAAGAUAAACACUCUAUGAGGAUCCACUCUGCCAUAGUCGUGGAGACCUCCAAGCCAUUGAACGCGAAUGGCAUCAUGAAGGAAUCUACCUCCAAAGUCGCUGUCCUUGCUGAUGUAGACCCCGAGACUUUCGCCGCGUCUUGCGAAUAUGCCUACACCGGGACUUAUACUUCGCCCUUCGUGCCACCAGGCGAGGAUGACAAAAAGCCGACUCUAUCCUAG
Messenger RNA from Aspergillus affinis, 276 nucleotides. RefSeq lists its product as uncharacterized. Lineage: Eukaryota; Fungi; Ascomycota; Eurotiomycetes; Eurotiales; Aspergillaceae. The transcript is spliced from 2 exons. Bases 1 to 276 code for a protein of 91 amino acids. The record is from RefSeq and is a predicted model, not a curated record.